AUGUCGCUCACCCUCAAACUCUCCUCGCUCGUCAUUCGAACUCUGUCGAAACCAAUCGCCAACCAAAUCAAGGCACAAGCACGCGAACAUGAGCGAUUCCGACGAGUCUGCGUGUCCAUGGCGCAAGGUCUCCAUCGACUCGACAUGCGGCUCCGACUAGGCACCCUACGCGACACCGCCGCGUCGCAACGACGAGCACAGGCCGAGGCCGCGGUACGAAAACACAAACCCACCUCCCCCACCGUCAAGACCGAAGCAGAAGCCAAAGCCGAAGAAGAAGCCAUUGCACGAGCCAAAGCAGCAGCGGAAGAAGCGGCCAAACCCGCGCCGCGGCCGCAUAUUCGACCGCUAUCCGAAUCCAAAGCCAUCGAGUCCGGUGCUACCUUUAUCAGCGAGACAUUCUUGUUCCUCGUGGCAGGCGGUCUGAUUGUGUUCGAGUCAUGGCGGUCUCGGAGAAAGGAGACUACCCGCCGCGAGGAUGUUGCCUCCCGGCUCGCGGAGCUGGAAGAGUCUCAGAAGUCGGAGCGAUUGGCGUUGAUCGCCUUGGAGAAGGAGCUGCUGCAGCUCAAGGCUAAGCAUGGGGAGCUGACGAAGUCACCACAUCGCCUUCUACCGCGCGAAAUCUGGGAUGUCGAGCCGGAAAAGGAGGAGCCGGUUGAGGAGCCGAGUCUGUUCUCCCAAAUUUCCUCGUUUUUCUCCUUCGGACAGACCCCAGAACAACAGGCCGACGCGGUCAUCAAGGAAAGCAGGAAAGCAUCGAAGACUCCUGCUGGUGCUAAGGACGCAGCUCCUUCAGCUGAGACUCCUUCCAUUCAAGCCACGUCUGCAACGAAGGUUGAAAAGCAGUAA
Aspergillus terreus NIH2624 is the source of this 849-nucleotide messenger RNA. RefSeq names its product OPA3 family protein. Gene Ontology annotation, cellular component: mitochondrion. Gene Ontology annotation, biological process: regulation of lipid metabolic process. Lineage: Eukaryota; Fungi; Ascomycota; Eurotiomycetes; Eurotiales; Aspergillaceae. The transcript is spliced from 2 exons. The record is from RefSeq and is a predicted model, not a curated record. Bases 1 to 849 code for a protein of 282 amino acids.